GGAUAUUCUGAACUUCUUCAACGAUUCUAACGUUUUGUUCUCUGCGAUUCGUUUUCUUUGAACAAAUUUGCUCUCUCCUUCUUCUUCUUCUUCUUCUCCAUUUUUCUAUUACGGAAGUAAUUACUUUCUUAAUAUGUGUGGAAUUCUUGCUGUGCUUGGUUGCACCGAUGAUUCUCAGGCCAAACGUGUUCGCGUUCUCGAACUCUCUCGUCGAUUGAAACACCGAGGCCCAGACUGGAGUGGGCUUUACCAGAAUGCUGAUUGUUAUUUAGCCCAUCAACGCUUAGCCAUUAUCGAUCCUGCUUCUGGUGAUCAACCUCUGUACAAUGAAGACAAGUCCAUUGUCGUCACGGUUAAUGGAGAGAUAUACAACCACGAGGAACUGAGGAAGAAGUUGGGGAACCAUAAAUUUCGAACUGGCAGUGACUGUGAAGUUAUCGCACAUUUGUAUGAAGAGUAUGGAGAGAAUUUUGUGGACAUGCUUGAUGGGAUGUUCUCUUUUGUGCUAUUGGACACGCGUGACAAUAGCUUCAUUGUUGCUCGAGAUGCAAUUGGAAUUACUUCCCUUUACAUUGGCUGGGGACUUGAUGGCUCAGUUUGGAUAUCUUCGGAACUCAAAGGUCUGAAUGAUGAUUGUGAACAUUUUGAGACCUUUCCACCGGGUAACUUGUACUCUAGCAAGGAAGGUGGAUUCAAAAGAUGGUACAAUCCAACCUGGUUCUCUGAGGCUAUUCCAUCGACUCCAUAUGAUCCACUUGUUCUAAGACGCGCAUUGGAAAGUGCUGUGAUCAAAAGGCUAAUGACCGAUGUCCCUUUCGGAGUUCUGCUAUCUGGUGGCCUAGACUCAUCACUGGUUGCCUCUAUCACAGCUCGUCACUUAGCUGGCACAAGAGCUGCCAAGCAUUGGGGAACACAACUCCAUUCCUUCUGUGUUGGUCUUGAGGGGUCACCGGAUCUGAAGGCUGCAAAAGAAGUUGCAGAUUAUUUGGGAACUGUCCACCACGAGUUCCAUUUCACAGUUCAGGAUGGGAUUGAUGCCAUUGAAGAUGUUAUUUACCAUAUAGAAACAUAUGAUGUGACCACAAUCAGGGCAAGCACGCCUAUGUUUCUUAUGGCACGGAAGAUCAAGUCACUAGGAGUAAAGAUGGUGAUUUCUGGUGAAGGCGCUGAUGAGAUUUUUGGCGGAUAUCUGUACUUCCACAAGGCUCCUAAUAAGGAGGAGUUUCACCGUGAAAGUUGUCACAAGUUAAAGGCACUUCACAUGUAUGAUUGCUUAAGAGCAAACAAAGCAACUUCAGCGUGGGGCUUGGAAGUUCGAGUUCCAUUUUUAGACAAGGAAUUUAUUAAUGUUGCAAUGGCCAUUGAUCCAGAAUCGAAAAUGAUCAAACCUGAGCAAGGUCGAAUAGAAAAAUGGGUUCUCAGGAGAGCUUUCGAUGAUGAGAAACAGCCUUAUCUCCCUAAGAAUGUUCUGUACAGGCAGAAGGAACAAUUCAGUGAUGGCGUUGGAUAUAGUUGGAUCGAUGGCCUUAAAGCCCAUGCUGCUCAACAUGUGACUGAUAAAAUGAUGCUGAAUGCUGAGCACAUCUUCCCCCAAAAUACUCCAUCAUCAAAAGAGGCCUACUACUACAGAACCAUAUUUGAGAGGUUCUUCCCACAGAACUCAGCUCGGCUUAGCGUCCCAGGAGGGCCGAGCAUCGCUUGCAGCACAGCGAAGGCUGUGGAGUGGGAUGCUGCCUGGUCUAACAAUCUUGACCCUUCAGGUAGAGCUGCACUUGGAGUUCAUGUUUCGGCCUACGGAGACGAGGUAACCAAAGUCCCGAACGGCGUCGUACCGCCCAAGAUAAUCGAUACCGUUCCCCGAAUCGAAGUUGCUGCUCCAGGAGUGACAAUCCUUAGCUAGUAUAGUAGUGCUAAAAUCACGUCGUGGAAAUUACAUGCCUUGAAUGUAUAAAUAACACGGGUAUUAUAUUAUUGCUUAUGUAGGGUGAGGCCUUGAGCAAGGGUUAUUAUUAUGAGACCUUCCAAGUUCUUCUAGUCAUCAAAACUUUUUCCCUUUAAGCAUUUAUGAAUGUACAUUUAAAUUAUAUGAUAUGAUUCUGAAAAUUGCAAGUAGAAUCAAGCAGGUCAAAGUUUCCA
This is a messenger RNA of Momordica charantia (bitter melon), 2136 nucleotides long. RefSeq names its product asparagine synthetase [glutamine-hydrolyzing] 1. Lineage: Eukaryota; Viridiplantae; Streptophyta; Magnoliopsida; Cucurbitales; Cucurbitaceae. The record is from RefSeq and is a predicted model, not a curated record. Gene Ontology annotation, cellular component: cytosol. Gene Ontology annotation, molecular function: asparagine synthase (glutamine-hydrolyzing) activity.